GUCCACCUACUGUAUAUGCUUUUUACUUCUGAAAUAAAUCAGGUAAAGCUUCGAUAUAGAGCAUUUCGCAGUGUUUUACUGAAAAGUAUUUUGCAUAUUUUUAUUGAGUCUGUUGUGUUUUCCGCCACAGGUUCAGAAGCUGAAGACGUAGAGAUCCUGUCUCAGGUGGGGCUGAACGGCGUCCCAUGUGACGCACCUGUGGCUGAUCUCAUUGCAGCUAAAUACAUCUGUCAGAGACCCGCCAGCCACGGAGCCAUUCGGGAGUUUGCCGAGUACAUUCUGACACUGGAGAAAAAGAGCACGUCACAGGACUGUGGAGCUGACUGUGCCAAGUUUCAAAAGAGCGAGAUCGAACAUAGAUUCACCAAGCAGGCUCUGGAGCGUCCCUAUACGUCCCCUCACGCCUGGGGCCCGACCUACGGGGCACAUAAGCACCAUCUGGAGUUCAGUCACCAGCAGUACAGAGAGCUGCAACAGUACGCCAGUGAAGUUGGCAUUUUCUUUACUGCAUCAGGGAUGGACGAGAUGGCUGUAGAAUUUCUUCAUGAAAUCAAUGUGCCGUUUUUCAAAGUUGCCUCAGCUGACACCAACAAUAUCCCUUACCUGGAGAAAACCGCCAAAAAAGGUCGUCCCAUGGUGAUUUCUGGUGGAAUGCAGUCUAUGGAGACCAUGCGCUGUGUUUAUCAAACCGUCAAGAAGCACAAUCCCAAUUUCACGCUCCUGCAGUGCACCAGCGCUUAUCCACUGCCACUAGAGCACGUCAACCUCAGCCUGAUCCCUGAGUUCCAGAAGGAGUUUCCGGACAUUCCCAUAGGCUACUCUGGACAUGAGACGGGCAUCCAUGUGUCUGUGGCUGCUGUGGCACUUGGGGCAAAGGUCCUGGAGCGUCAUGUGACCCUGGAUAAGAGCUGGAAAGGCAGUGACCAUUCAGCAUCACUGGAGCCGGCGGAGCUGGCGGAGCUGGUGAAAGCCAUCAGGACGGUUGAGAUGGCAAUGGGCUCGCCAAUCAAACAGAUGCUGCCCUGUGAGGCUUCCUGUCACAGCAAGUUGGGGAAGUCAGUGGUGGCCCGGAAACCAUUGCAGAAGGGUCAGACAUUAACUCUCGACAUGCUGACAGUAAAAGUGGCCGAACCGCACGGCAUGAGACCAGAGAACAUCUUCAAACUGGUUGGCAAGAAAAUCACUGUGGACCUGGAGAAAGAUGCCACCAUUACUGAUGCCAUAAUACAAGACUGAUGAUCAGACACUCCAAAAUAUAGGGCAAUGAAGGGGUCAUAUACUUUUAUAAAAUCAAAAAUAUAAUGUCUUGAAUUAAUUUUGCAUAUGCCUAAUGUCUUGAUAUCAAUGUUGUAACUCGCAGACUAUAAUUUUCUUUUAAAUUGUGGUGAAUGAACACUUUGUCCAUUAAAAUAUCUUUCUCUCAAUUAAUUUCAAAUCAACUCUGGGUCUUUGUUCAUAUUGGUCUCUCUAUUAGACCAAGCUGUGUUCCCCAACAGCAAGAUGUUUUGGCUUAGAAUCAAUUCAAACCACAGAGAACAAUGAAAUGUGGAAUUAUUAUUUAAUGUGUAAAUGCAAGUUUAUUGUGUAUUACAGCAAUGGCAACACUUCACUAAGACACAAAUGUUACUUUAGAUUGUUUUAAACACAAUAAAUAUUGUCAAAGUUUGA
Molecule: messenger RNA, 1668 nt
Organism: Megalobrama amblycephala (Wuchang bream)
Lineage: Eukaryota; Metazoa; Chordata; Actinopteri; Cypriniformes; Xenocyprididae
Product: sialic acid synthase-like
Exons: 6
Coding region: 16-1236 (406 amino acids)
Biological process (GO): carbohydrate biosynthetic process
Molecular function (GO): N-acylneuraminate-9-phosphate synthase activity
Source: RefSeq, a predicted model, not a curated record